This is a messenger RNA of Leptonychotes weddellii (Weddell seal), 1579 nucleotides long. It is a transcript of the gene PLLP, whose product is annotated as plasmolipin. Gene Ontology annotation, biological process: myelination. NCBI's taxonomy places the organism in Eukaryota, Metazoa, Chordata, Mammalia, Carnivora, Phocidae. The record is from RefSeq and is a predicted model, not a curated record. Gene Ontology annotation, cellular component: membrane. Gene Ontology annotation, molecular function: structural constituent of myelin sheath.
AUGCACCGGAGGUCCUCGCUAGGGGGGCUCUGGGGGCUGCUGGGGCCGCAUUUGGAAAGCCAGCAGGUGAACCAGGCCCUGAGCCAGCAUUUCCAUCCUCACCACCUUCUCUGCAACAGCCCAGGCUGGGAGGUGCUGGGGCUGCUGGUGUGGGCCCUGAUUGCCGACACCCCGUACCACCUGUACCCGGCCUACGGCUGGGUCAUGUUUGUGGCUGUCUUCCUCUGGCUGGUGACAAUCGUCUUCUUCAUCCUCUACCUGUUUCAGCUGCACAUGAAAAUGUACAUGGUGCCCUGGCCGCUGGUGUUAAUGAUAUUCAACGUGGGCGCCACUGUUCUCUACAUCACGGCCUUCAUCACCUGCUCUGCUGCCGUCGAGCUGACGUCACUGAAGGGCACCCGGCCCUAUAACCAGCGUGCGGCGGCCUCUUUCUUUUCGUGUUUAGUGAUGAUUGCCUACGGAGUGAGCGCUUUCUUCAGCUUCCAGGCCUGGCGGGGAGUGGGCAGCAAUGCAGCCACCAGUCAGAUGGCUGGGGGCUACGCCUAGACCGCCCGUGCCAUGGCCCACCUUGGGGCUGAAGGCUGCAGCCGGGUCCCAGCGUGGGGCGGCCCGUGAGCCCGAGGCCUGAGCCCUCUGUGGAGUCGGCCUGGAAGGGACUACACUUGCUCUGCUCAUCAGACUCGGGCUCACCCAGCACUCCUAAGGAAUCAGGAUCCAUCCUCUGGUUUGGCCCAAGUCAGCACGCACAGGGGCUGGAAGGAGGCCAGUGGCUGAGACCGUCUGCCCAUCGUCCGUGUUUAGUGGAAGGUGACGGGGGAUAAAGGGCUGUCAGUGUCUCUGCUUUGUCUUUUGACUUCAGUGUCCCAGGCUGGGGCCCAGGCUUCUCACCAACACUAAGUGCACUAACAAGGACUCCAGACCUGCAGCCCCCGACCCUCCGUAGGAUAAGCCUAACAAGCUACAUGUAUUUAUCUUAGUCUUUGUUCUGGGACUGCAGAGCAAGUUUUCAAAACCGGUCUGAUUCCUUAAAACACAAUUUGUUUCUUCGUAAGUAGGCUCCAUGCCCCGCGUGGAGCCCAGUGCAGGGCUUGAACUCACGACUCUUGAGACCUGAGCUGAGAUCAAGAGUUGGCCACUUAACCGGCUGAUCCCCCCACGUGCCCCCCACGACCACCACCUUAAAACACAAUUCUGACUUGACCCUCCCCCAAACCAGAGGCUGCUUCAAGGGGGACCUUUGUGGAAAGAGGGUUAUGGUAUCUGACGGCAUGGUCUUCCUUUCCUGCAUUCCAAAUGUGUGAGUGAUUUCAAACAAUCGGUUGGAAGCAACUUCUCAGUGAUGAAAUACCCAGCCAGCCUUCCUCCCUCUCCCUAGCCCUUGUUUUAAUACUCCCCUGGGGAAAAGCUAACCAUGCUGACUGCUUCCCUGACCCUGCUGAGGCGGCACGGGGGCCAUGGAGGAGGGAGAGGGAACCGGGACCUUGCCUGGUGAGUUGUCCUGUGCUUGGUGGUGACUUUGUUUUUUUGGUUUUUUUUUUUUUCCAAAAAUAAAGAUGGAAGAACUUAUUUGGAAAAGGUG